AUGGAGAAUGGAAAUUAUCCAUGGAUCGAAUGGAUCUUUGCCAGAUUUGUUCGGUGCGCAGGAAUAAUUCCCGGCGAGUUUGCUGUCAGUAUCGGAUGGCGGCAGUGUGGGGGUGGAGGACGCAAGAAUAGAUCCUCCAGCUCCAUCCGUCACGGGCCAUCGUCAUUCAGACACAGCAUUGUUGCGUCGCACUGGCUCUGUUCGUCAGGCAACAACCAGCCUCAGGCAGAGAGGCCAGCCCCAGGACAAAGAGCGGCGGGCAGAAGAGCGACAAAAACGGAAUCCCUCCAGGCCUCUUGGACUUCCAAUUCAGCAUCACCUGCAGAACUCCGAUAUGGCCAAGGUCAGUUUUGUGGUACAGUUACAAAUUCAACGCUGCUGCUAGGGCCGGCGGAGCGGCAGAUGGGCUUGGGAGCCUGCCACAGAGGCUGCAAAGUGGGGUUUUGGGUGGGCAAGACACUACCAGCUCCGACGGUCAUAUACAAUGGAAAAAUUGGAAUAAUAAGGAGGCUUGAAUUGCCGAGUGAUUGGCCAGUGGUUUGGUCUGGAAAAGUGGCCAUUGGCCGCAACCGCAGAGAGGGAUCAUCCCAACGGCGUCUUUCCAAGAGUGGUCCUGGUGGUGGUACCUUGCUGAUGCUUCGGUCUCUUGAUUCGGGAUUGUGGUUCGUUAAGGAACGGGAGCCAGCGAAAGCCACCAAUAUAACAAUCUAA
This is a messenger RNA of Paracoccidioides lutzii Pb01, 711 nucleotides long. RefSeq lists its product as hypothetical. The transcript is spliced from 2 exons. The record is from RefSeq and is a predicted model, not a curated record. The coding region runs from base 1 to 711 and encodes 236 amino acids.